Molecule: messenger RNA, 2099 nt
Organism: Ostrinia furnacalis (Asian corn borer)
Lineage: Eukaryota; Metazoa; Arthropoda; Insecta; Lepidoptera; Crambidae
Gene: sip3
Product: septin interacting protein 3
Exons: 11
Coding region: 167-1777 (536 amino acids)
Biological process (GO): ERAD pathway; proteasome-mediated ubiquitin-dependent protein catabolic process
Cellular component (GO): endomembrane system
Molecular function (GO): ubiquitin protein ligase activity
Source: RefSeq, a predicted model, not a curated record
AAAUGAACAUUGAACACGUCAAAAUCAGUUUUUAUUCAUAGCGAUUGAUACGAAAAGAUGUUUUGAAGAUGUAUUUGUUGAUAUUAAAUUGGUUUUGGAGUGCCUAGGAUUUACCAUUAAUUAACAAAGUAAAAUUUUAGUGCACAGGAUUACAGAAGAACUCAAAAUGAAGGCUAUUCUUGCAACAGUGAUUAGUCUUGCACUCACGACUGUGGUUAUUGGCAAUGCCUAUUACCAGAAAAAGCAGUUUUAUCCUUCGAUAGUGUAUUUAACUAACUCCAAUCCUAGCAUGGCAGUGAUGUACUUGCAAGCUUUUAUACUUGUUCUCCUGAUAGGCAAGCUGUUGCGGAAAAUAUUCUUUGGGCACCUUCGUCCUGCAGAAUUUGAGCAUUUAAUAGAAAGGUCAUGGUAUGCAAUCACAGAAACCUGCUUGGCAUUCACGGUGUUUAGAGAUGACUUCAAUCCAAAGUUUAUUGCACUAUUUACUCUCCUGCUGUUUUUGAAAGCAUUCCAUUGGCUUGCCGAAGACCGUGUGGACUAUAUGGAGAGGAGUCCAGUAAUUGGCUUGCUAUUUCACGUUAGAAUUUUGAGUCUGUUGGUGUUGCUAGCUCAGGCAGACUUCUACUUUAUUCACCAUGCGUACCAGGUCACCUCCUCCAAAGGGCCAUCCGUGCAACUUGUGUUUGGCUUCGAGUACAGCAUACUGCUAAUCAUGAUUGCCAAUAUUUUGAUCAAGUAUGUGCUUCACGCCAUCGACUCGCGAUGGGAGACGCCAUGGGAGAGUAAAGCCGCAGUUCUGUUGUACACUGAGCUGGCGAUCAACUUUCUCAAAGUGCUUCUGUACCUCGGCUUUGUGGCCGUAAUGGUUCGCAUCUACACCCUGCCGCUGUUCGCCUUUAGACCCAUGUACGAGACAAUGAGGAGCUUCAAGAAGGCCUACAACGACGUGGUGUUGUCGCGGCGCGCGAUCCGCAACAUGAACACCCUAUACCCAGACGCGACAGCCGCCGAGCUCGCCGCCGCCGACAACGAAUGCAUCAUAUGCCGCGAGGAGAUGCACUCUGGUGCCAAAAAACUGCCGUGCAACCACAUAUUCCACGCGGCGUGCCUCCGGCUGUGGUUCCAGCGGCAGCAGACGUGCCCCACGUGCCGACUUAACGUGUUGCGCGCGCCCGCUCCCGCCGCCGAACCCGCCGCCGCCGCCGCCACGCCGCCGGGUGCGGUGCCGCCCGCCGCCGCCGUGCCGCCGCCUUUCCCGCAGAUGCCACCACCGAUGAUGGCGUGGGGCAUGCCGCCGCCGCCACCGCCGCGGCCCGCGUCGCUCGGCAACCUCAGCAUGGCUGAACUACAGCGAAUGGAAGGCAAUGAACGCAGGGCCGUUGAAGCUAGACUACAGUUGCUCCGCGAGAUCCAAUCGAUGUUGGACGCGUCGGUGCUGCUAAUGCAGCAGUAUUCCUCCGUGGUGGGCUCGGUGGCGCAGAACCACGUCACCAUCGGCACGCAGACGCUCGAGAUGGGUCGAACAAAAGAUGAACCCGAUACGAAGCCAAAUGUGAAGAGCGAGCCAGACGUGGUGCCGUCGACGUCGAGUCAGCCUUCGACGAGCCAGGCAGCAACCAGCAGCCACCAGCCCUCGCCAGUCCCCUCCACGAGUGGCGUCAAGACUGAGCCGCUGAUUGACAGGCCGCACGCUGACGGCGACUCUGGAGACAAGACUGAUGCUGAUGCGGAGGAACUGCGAAGACGCCGACUGCAAAAGUUCACGCUGGAAAAAUGAGCUUGUUGACUGACUACGUUCUCUCGUUCCACACCUAUCUUACUGUUAUUUAAUGUACAAAGUGUCUCUGUAUGUGUAAGCAUUGUGUAUUCUAAUCAAAAUAUGUGUAUUUAUGUUCUUGUAAAUAUAAUGCGAUAUAUACAUGAAUACAUAACUUGAUGAUUUACUUUCUUAUUCCAUACAAUUAAUUAAAAUUCACAGAGAUUAUAAAAAUACAGCGGAAAAGUAUUUUCCUUAAAAAUGUGAUUAAAGAAUGAUUAGAAGUUUACUUAAAUUUUGUUUUCUAUUUAUAAAGUAAGUAAGUUACAUCAUUUUAGAACUA